This is a messenger RNA of Symbiodinium sp. CCMP2592, 4665 nucleotides long. The record is from the annotation of a GenBank genome assembly. NCBI's taxonomy places the organism in Eukaryota, Dinophyceae, Suessiales, Symbiodiniaceae.
AUGAGGUUUCGCGCCUUCUCUGAUUUGGAGAUCGACCCUCCUGCCCCACAUAUCUUGGCGCCGGCACCCGUCAACCCGAACGCGAUCACAAUGCCAGCCAUGUACGAGCACUACAUGCAGUGGGGUCGUAACUCCUUUCCGGACUUCGCACCGGAGACCUGCAAACUCGUGUCCAUUGCCAACUACAUCUGUGACAUGGAUGCCGCAAACUAUUGCAUGUCUAACAAACAGAAGCUUAUGUUGGCUAUGUUGAUUGAUGGCCAUAACUGGAGGGCUCAUUGUCGACAAGCUUUUCGGUACGAGGACGGUGCUUGGGUUCGCUGUGAGAACUUGUCCAUCGAUGCAUGGGAUUUGCUGAUGGCCUUGGAGGGCUUGUUUGUUCAAGUCUCUCUGGACUUGGCGGCGGCAGAGCGAGAGUCCCAAUGGAGUUGGGAAGCCGCCGGCGCCGAAGUGCUCAAUGUGAUUCGACAUCUUCUUCAACAGUCCGUGGAUGUGAUUAAAGAGCUAUGUGGCGUCGCCAAGGCUAACAGUGAUCAUCUUCGCAAAGCUACAGGAAACAAGGCGUGGCAUGCCAAAUGGUCUCGCCGUGUCGCCGAUAUGCUCGCUCAAUAUCGGAAGACCUGGGAAAGCGAAAUCUCCUCAAAGCCUCUAACAAAGUUGUUUCUCUUGGAGUGGGAUACACCUAUGCCUAGAUCGACAGGCGUCUGUUUCACGGACGUGUACCUCGACGAGAAUUGGGAUGUGGCUCCGAAAGCUCGUGAUCGGAAUUGCUACUUGAAACUGAACUACCGCUACCUGUAUGAACAUGUGAUCGCACAGAACCCCAACAUUGAUGUCAACAACUUCCGUAUCAGGCUUCGUCUCUUCCUCGAGUCUCUGUAUUACAAGAACGAACAUGGAUUCCAAAUCAAGUUGUGCUUCCUCCACGCAGCCUUCAAGCGAGUAUGCACUUCCAAAAUGAUCUUCCAGAUCGGCAAAGGUGGCGAUGGUAAAGGAAUGGAGGCAAUAUUGGAUCGCACCUUGUUCGGGGACCUUGCUUCCUCCACAUUGGAUUGUGGGGUCUUCUUGGACCGGUCGGAAUUCCGCAAAUCUGCGGAGUUGGCAUGGAACAUGGCCAAUGUUCGCAUCCAAGAGAUGGAUCAUAAGUCUUCCUUCCAUGCCGACCUAUGGAAGCGAUUCGUAGUUGACGAAGACAUCGACUGUCGGGUCAACUACGGCUUCACCACUAAGCGCAAAUUUGGUGAGAGCUUGAAGGUGCAGGAGUUAAAUUAUGACAACAUACCCACAAUUGAGGAAGCUCGCGAUCGCAACAAAUGCUGCCAGCAGCUGGAGAGACGUAUCGUGUGUCUUCGCAUGGGGAAGGGGAAACUCGUCAGUGAUGUCAAUGAGGUGGACACAGACAACGGCGUCUUCCUGUUGAUUCCACAGGACGAACUAUCUGCUUUCCUAUCACAUGAGAUAACGGCCGCCCUGUUCCUACGGGAAUACUGCAUUCCGUUCUUCCAGGAAACGUCGUUAGCAGAGUCUUUGAGAAUGAUCAACGACCUCGCCGGUGUUCAUGCCGAUCUUGUUCGUGAUACCAAGUGGCUAGCUUCACGCCUUGCGGGCGGCAAUGCUCCGCCUCCUGGAGACGAGACGGAUGAUGUGAAUGAGUUCAAUAGACUAGUCAUUGCUGCUCAUUCGCAGACGCCCUGGAAAAGAGUGUUGAAGGAGUACCUCAUCCACAAGAUUGAGGCUUUGCCAGGAGCCAUAUACUCGUCGAAAGGAAAGCGGACUAAACUUUCUUAUCUUAUCGAGGCCGUGGACAACGCUGACGUGAUCCUCUUGAAGCAAGUGGAUCAUGGUUGUUUCCACAAGCUCCUUCUGGAUUGGACAAAACUACAGGUGGCCAUGGACAAUCACGGCGGCAUCGACAAGUACGGGUCCUGGACGGAAUGGGGCGAUCCCUUUGACUUGCUGCACACGCAGGAGAAGUGGACAGGGGCAGCCUUCCACCAUGACGCACAAAUUAUCCGACAAAACAAAACUAUCGUCGAAGAUCUCAGUGCGCUCGGGCGUAAUAGUGAACUCCGCUUGCAGGAGAAAGUGAAUUUGACUGCGCUCAUCGCCUACGCGCAAGCUGGCAAUGAUCGUCGUCCAGAUCUCCUGGAAGCUUACAUUGCUCGGCAUCGUCGAGACGGAUUGGUUAAUGGAGACUUCUCCAGCAUUGACAUCGCCUACUACAGACGACCUCAUUAUGGACGCUUGUUGUCGCGAGGACCUUCUGGUCAAAAGCUCACGCGUGAAGCAAGGUUCAUUGCCUUCGGCUCUCACUGCGCCGAAGUCGACGCUCCUUCGUGCCAUCCUCGUCUAUUAGUUUCGAAGCUGCGCGAAUCUGCACUUUGGGAUGAGGACAAGUUCCCCAUGCUGAACAAGGUCGUGCAAUUCUACAAACAGUGGAGAGAAUCUCUGGCACAGUAUUCGGAGUGUACCGUUGAGGAAGCGAAGGUAGAGCUUAUUCGCAUUUUCUACGGUGGCCGGCCUUCCGUUGAAAUCCCAUAUUUGCUCAAGCUUUGUGACGAGGUACAGCGUGCCGCUAUGCUGUUACUGAAGAUGCCGACUGCCAGAGAGGCGAAGCUCAUGCACAUCAUGUCAGAGCACAUGGGAGACUCUGUGCAAAUGCUGCUCUUCGAUGGGUGCUAUGUUGAAUGCGACAGUCUUGCUGCAGAGUUGGAUGUCGUCGAAGCGUGUCGGGCAUGUGAAGCGAGUGUGAUUCCCAUGGCCAUCAAGUCGUGGCCUUCCGGCACGGAGCUGUCAAGCAUAGCAAGGCUGUUGAUUCGCAAGGAUCUUGGACUUUGGAGUAUCUGCCGGGCUAGCUUGCAAGGGCCAACCUCGUCUUGCUUGCACUACGUGAUUGCUGUGCUCCAGCCUGACUGCGACACUGACCUCUUGGAGGUUACGGAAGAUGAAGGUGAUAUCUCCGCUAGGGAAUUCAACGAGCACAUGAGGUACAGUUCGCAGCGCGCUCCGCAAGACGCAUACCGCAUGAUCUACAUGGAGGAAGUGGAUCUGAGCGAGGUGAAUACCCUCAACGGUAACCUCAUUGUCCAUCAAGCAGCUCCAGGUGGUGGACAUUGGAGUGGCAUCCGAUUCCUGGGCGACUCGACAGUAUGUGUCGUGGAUUCUGAGUCUAGCGGGCGUCAUUUGCACACCACCUUCCAGAUCCUGUCUCAGAUUGUGUCCUCCAUGGAGAAUCUGUCUUGGUUUCGUCUUCAGACGCUUACCCACGAUGUUGCUCUGGAUCAUCACGCAGCCUAUGACCUUCGUGGAUCAGGACCUUGCAAACGACCUGCGUCGCAAGCCUCAAUCACAAUGAAAGUGGAUGUACACUGUCCAGAUAGACUGGUGCUAUCCUCACCCCUGCAGACGUGCUUGGAGUGUGGUGCCUCUAUUCGGAAAGAGCGUGUGAUCGAAGCACGCUUAUAUGCACUCGACGGGGUACAUCAUGUGGAACAUUUGACAAAGAAAUGCUCCAAUCGCAAUUGUGCAACAUUGCACCACUACAACUACCGUUGGGUGGACGGCAACAAGAUCAACAGCUCUCAUGCAAGUGAUCUGGAAUUUGUUUUCGUGAAUCCCAAGACGGUCUUCACUCGAUCUUUCCUGGAUUAUCAUGGCAUGCUGCAGUUUCGUGGGCAUAUCAGUGUCCAUGCUAUCAACUUUGCGCAAAAGGAAGUCAUGUGGAAAGACGAAAAUGAGCAUGCUCGAUGGCGGCUAGAAUACUCUACCGCACAGUUGUAUCUCAAUGUCCUACAGGUCGGCGAGCUCAUGUGGUGCGACUUGUCGGACCAGGACACCGACAAGAAACUCCUGUCGAUCUGUUUGGAGAAGCCGCUUGCUGACAACUUCGUGCAGGAAUAUCACAAGUGGUUCCAAUCCAAUGAGAUUACUGUUAAGGAGAGUAAGUCUAUGUACGAGCUCGUGAUCGAUGGCCAUGAAAAGGUUUCAUCCAGGUGUUCUACUAUUACUCCUGCCCAUGGCGGACGGCCACGGAAGGACGGCACAGUCAAAAAGCGCACAAAUGGGUGGUUUAUGGCUAUUCAUCCAGAGUCCGGCCUCAUCGUUGGUGUGCAGGAGAUGAUCCACCCUGAGAACAAUGACCUGGCAGUUAGGAUGCUUGAAGAUGCGGCUGAAAUUCUUCCUGUCUUGGAUUGUAUCAUCUAUGACCGCAUGUGCUGCGCUUUGCAAGCAGUGCGAAGGUCGGACAUGCUCCGGGACAUUAAGUAUUUCUGCGUCGAUAAGUUCCACGCACAUGGUCAUGGUACAACUUGUCCGUGCUCGCCCUUGGUGCACAAAAAGUUGGACAAGAGAUUGAGAGAGGUGAAUACCUCUGUGGCUGAGCAAACCUUCGCUUGGUUUCGCAAUUAUGCCAGAACAUUCAAUACCAUGUCUCCGCAGACGCAUUUCUUCUAUGUUCUCUUCUACGUGCAGAAGCAUAACGAGUUGAUCCGCAAGAACAGUGUGAGUCACCUCAGCCCAUUCAGUUCAGGCCGUAAGCGCCGCCGUUCUCAGCCGUACAGUUGCAGCAAAUCAUUCGCCUCGAAAGUUUUCCGUCGUCCAACUGCAAAGGUUUGCUUGCGGAGGCCAGCAGCCUGCAUGGCGAAGCGUCCAGCGUCCUCGAAGUAG